Xenia sp. Carnegie-2017 is the source of this 1811-nucleotide messenger RNA. RefSeq lists its product as uncharacterized. NCBI's taxonomy places the organism in Eukaryota, Metazoa, Cnidaria, Anthozoa, Malacalcyonacea, Xeniidae. The coding region runs from base 156 to 1346 and encodes 396 amino acids. The record is from RefSeq and is a predicted model, not a curated record. The transcript has 2 exons.
GGGACCAAAAGUUUCGAUCAAUCAAGGAUAUCUGACAUAAAAUAUGAUAAUUCUUCGAAAAAUGUCCAGCAAGAUGUAACGUUAAUUUUGUAAGUUAUCCAUACUUCUCUUGUGCCGAAAGCGUCGUACGCCAGUUCCGAAAGAAAUAUCCUUUAAUGAAAAUAGUCUUAUCCUUUCGAACCGUUAGAAAUGGUAAUUUCAACACGAAUGCGUCCAAUUAUUAUUCACUUUUGAAAACUGUCAUGUAUUUGGGUGAAUUUGGGAGUUAUGCUGAGGCUUUGCAAAGUUCUAUAGCGGUCGUUAAGACAAAGUAUUUCAUGCUGGUGGACUCUGAACUUGCUGUUGAUAAAAUGCAGGAGAACUUUUUGGAAACCAUUACUAGCUAUAUGGAAGGUUUCGACAUUAUAGGGGGAUCCAUUGUAGAUAAUAGGAACGAGUUCAAUAUACCUUGUUAUAGCCUCAGGCUAAAAAAUUGGACAUUUUUCGAAAAAUAUGAAUACAAUAUCACCAAUGAACUUCUGCUGUGUGAGUCGACUUCUCCAUACUUUGUAGGUAACACAGGUUAUUUUCAAAAAAGAAUCAGCCAUGUCUUGCCUUUUUUAAAUUUAAGACAGUAUAAAAGAAAGCAAAAUGUCAAUGACUAUUUACCUUUUGUUAACAAGUAUCAUGUCUUUCAUAUUAUCAAACAUGAUGGUGAACAUUAUUCUGUUUGCCAUGGCUCUGAUCCGCUGAUAUGCACUGAAAAAUAUGUUUUCCCGAUGUGGAAGUUACGUCACUGGGCAUACAGUGGGCUGACAGCAUAUCCCUUCAUAAUAGAGCGCUUAACAAACGCAUUGCAUUAUGGGAUCACUCAACUUGAGAAACGCAGACUAUCCUAUGUUUUAGAAGGCGGGACAUUGUUGGGGUUCAUUAAGGUACGAGCAGUGUUACCUUGGGAUUCGGGUGAUGUAGAUACCUUUGUGCAUUCCAAUCGUCGACCAAUCAUAGACCUCGUAAAGAAUAUUGCAUCAAAAGAUCACUACGAAUAUCUUGUUCGUUGGAAUACAGCUCACGUAUAUGUGACACCUCUCAAAGUUGCACGUGAUGGCCUCAUUGUGUAUUCGGUGGUUCGGCGUCAUCCCGGCAAACUGGUGAAGGUUAAAAUACGCGGUAAACUGUUCUCGGCUCCACGAUCCAUGUUUACGUUUAUCAGGGAAUUCUAUGGUUCGUCUUAUUUGGAAAGUCGUAAUCGUUUCGGUAAUGAACGUGUGUCAUGUGGCUACUCGGGACACCAUGCAUGCAUGCCUGAUUGCAGGUGGAAUGGAUGCGGCUCGGGUCGUGGUCAAUUCCCAGGAAUUCUCUCAUGAUCAAUUGUAGGUGAAGAUCGUAGAAGAUAAAGAACUGUAACAGAGCUCCUACACGAUUGGCUAUUAAAAUGUCGCUAAAAUCGAAUGGUACGGAAGUCGUACUGUGAAAAGCACGAUGAGGUUGACGCUUGUAGAACGAUUAUUGGGAUUUACAAAAUUAUAAUAACAGAAAAACACAAAAUUUCAGGACUUUCGAGCGAUUUAUCGCGUCGCUCAUUUAUUUAACCGUUUUGAUGGUGUAGAAUUCGUAUUUUUGAAAGUACGUGCAAAUGCCAGAGUAUAAUUUGAAACUUUAUAAAAAAGAGACUGAGAGUUAAUUAAUUAACAAAUUUUACUUUCACUUUGCUUUUGAUUAAUUAGUUACAAUGAGGUAAUGCAUGACUGAAUUCAUGGAAUUUUGGACAAACGUUAUAUUCAAAAUGUUUAAUACAUUUCCGUGCGCGUAAGGUUACAAAUACACCAAAA